Tripterygium wilfordii is the source of this 1497-nucleotide messenger RNA. RefSeq names its product coiled-coil domain-containing protein R3HCC1L-like. The record is from RefSeq and is a predicted model, not a curated record. Lineage: Eukaryota; Viridiplantae; Streptophyta; Magnoliopsida; Celastrales; Celastraceae. The transcript has 7 exons. Bases 24 to 1172 code for a protein of 382 amino acids.
UAGAUCGAUCAAAGUCGGUCACAAUGGAAAAACCAGUAGAAGAAGGAACUAACGAAAACCCCAAUCACCAAAAUUGGAGUGAGCGGGUGGAGGAUCUGUUGGCUUCCGGUGACUCUGAGCAGGCUAUCGCUCUGCUCGAGUCGGUCGUUUUGAAGCUCGAAACCCUAACACAUUCCGAGACGGCGGAUCUCUUACUGGCGUCCGCUCUCACUGACCUGGCUAAACUCUACUCCUCCAGAUCAUUCUCACUCAAAUCGGACGAACUACUCUCUCGCGCUUCCGUGCUCAAACAACGCGCCAUCCGCAACCGCCAUUCCAGUUCUGUACAGAAUGUGGACGAAGAUUCGAGAAAAGAAGAUGAGGCAUCGUCCUCUGGUGUUGGUUUGGAUUGCAAUAAUUUAUCGGUCUCUGGUGAUGGACAUCGUGUAAGAUCAACUGGCGAUCCGAAUUAUGAAGAGACUACAGAUGACGGGGCUGCAGAAGAGGAUUGGGAGGCUAUUGCAGAUCGUGAUCCUGAAGAAUUGCUUUCCUCACAAUGCUUACCUGGAGUAUCAAAUCUUACAUUAGAAGAAACCAAAAGUCAGACCCCUAAGCGACGUGGAAGGGGUACAUUUGCAUACACGAAACACGAAUUGUAUAGUGAACAACCAGUUGAUUACUCUAUUCUUGAUGAUGUAAACACUGAAAGUGUUUCCAGUCUAAAAGAGGAGAACACUCCACUAAAACACUCAAAAUAUGGUACCAAACAUGUUCUCGUUUUGGCCGAUUUUUCUCCAACUAUGAGCACAUUUGAUCUGGAGAAGCUUUUUCAGGAGUUCAGCGAUCGUGGGUUCGCUAUUCGUUGGGUCAAUGACACGACAGCCCUUGCUGUAUUUAGAACACCAUCAAUUGCUCUUGAGGCGUUCAACUCUGUUCAAUGUCCGUUCGCAGUACGUAUACUCGAUGAGAAUGAUAUCCUCAUGAGCUCAAUCUCAUCAGGAGAUUUGGAACCUCCUUGUCAAAGGCCACAGACAUCAGUGAGAACUGCUGAAAGGUUGAUUGCCCAAGGAAUGGGAUUGAAGUUUUCUUCUACAGCUUUUGGCUCCCGAGACCUAAAAAGCCAGGAAGAAGCUAGAAAGAAUCGCAUUACUACGAGGCAAAAAUUGAGAGAUGAAGCUUGGGGUGAUGAUUAAAAAUUACUCUUGUAUCUCUCUUAUGCUUCGUCUUUUGAUUUAAAUAUGGAUCAUAUUCAUCUCUAGCACAUUUGUUGUAUGAUGAAGUAGAUGAUAUAGAUUUUGGCACUUGAUAAAGUUUUCGACGGGUUGGACUGUCCAGUAAGAAAUGAUAGAAAAAGCAGUGUGGCGACGGGGAUUCAUAGCUGUUCCUAAGAAGAUGACGGGGCCAAGUCCAAUGGGCCAGGUGGGUUGGGCUGAAUUAGACUAAUCCGGGCCUGGCCUUGCCUUAAAUGUAUUAAAAGCCUUGUUCGUUUUGCAGUCUGAUGGAUUAAUUUAAUUGACA